Mucor velutinosus is the source of this 1575-nucleotide messenger RNA. Its product is annotated as 40S ribosomal protein S4. Lineage: Eukaryota; Fungi; Mucoromycota; Mucoromycetes; Mucorales; Mucoraceae. The record is from RefSeq and is a predicted model, not a curated record. The coding region runs from base 1 to 1575 and encodes 524 amino acids. The transcript has a single exon.
AUGUCCAGUGAUAGAGAAGUAUUAGACAAUGAUAGCCUUGAUAGCCUUGCUAGCCUUCCAAAGGCUGUCUCGCUAAUGGAUUCUCACUCGAAUCCAAUCCAGCAAUCCAGCACAAUUGCACAUGCACCUGCAUUUGAUCAGGUCAGCGAUAAACUCUUCAAGUCCAUUCAACAAUGCAUUGACUCUGCACUCAAACCACUAGUACAACGAAUGGCAGAUAUUGAAAAGGCCAUGGUCAUCCGAACAGCAUCUAUCGCAGAGCAAGUGUCCACUGUGAGUCUCAACCAGCAAAUUCUUCAUCAAAAUCUGAUUGAUAUUAUGGAGAAGGUCGAUCAAUUGCAAUUUGAGGAGCAAUCAGUGUACACAGACAAAGAGUCUAUGUCUAGCUUUGACAUCCCAGCUAAGCGAUCUACUAGAAAUGCUGAUAAUGCAUCUGUUUGCAGCACAGAAGCGAGCGAAUACCUAUCCAACUCUGAUGAAGGAGACGGCGAUGAUGAUUCUGUGUGUACGGAAACAGCUGAAAUCCUGAACCAAUUUCACAUACCUGAAGCAGUUUCGAUCAAUGCUGAGCGCUACAAUCAGUUCACACGCAUCGAGUCGAGGAAGUAUACAGCCAGGUUCAGCAAUGCAAAUCAAGCGACUUUGUCCACUGAUCAGACGAACAUAACCCAUACAUCCAACAAUGACAAGCCAAUGGAGCAGACAGAGCAAACAGGACCAAAGCCAUUACAGAUCAUACCUGGAAUACCUGUCGUACCACUAACAACCGCUGCCAAUGCGGCAUCAGCAAAGCCUAUCAUGUCAACAAGUAGGCCAAUGUCUGCAAAUACCCCAAUCUCAUCUGUAGCGCCCAUCAACCAAGCAAUUGUAUCUCUGCCACCUACAGUGCCUGUGGCCAAAAAAACACAGCCCAUAACAAUAGCGCCUAUCACAGUAUCCAUCCCUACACCUAACUCUGCCGUACCAGCAACAGAGUCACCCUCACUUACAACCUCAGUAGGAGCUUCUUCAGAACCAACGCCACCUCUAGCUGAUCCAGCACCUGCACCGAGCUCAGUGACGGUGUCACAAGUCAAAAUCGAAGGAAACAGAUCGAGAUCGAAUCAAAGGCAAAACAGGAGAGAACCCAUAGGCAAAAAGUUUGAAUACGUCUAUUUCGAAUACGUUAUCAGAUCUCGCGCUAAAUGCAAGGACAUUCGAACAGAGCUGACUGGCAUUGGCAUUCAAUCAAAGAAACUGCUUGAUGUUUAUUUCCCUGGUAAAAGGGUGGCAGCCGCGUUGUUUCCUGACAAUUAUCUUGACGAAGCAAUCGACAUGUUACAAAAGAACAAUUUCACCAUUUUGACAAAUUUCAGCCCACUUGAUUCGAAAAACCUCGGUGAUCCCAAAUACAAGAAUUUGUCAAACGAGGAGCGCAAUGAAAUCUUACGGAAUUUCCAUGAAAAGCAAAUGUGCAGAGCAAUAGAUCGUGUCAGGUAUCCCGCCAAAUCCUAUGUCUAUGAGGACUUUUAUAAAAAGGGUUGGAUUUCCAAAGAGACAUAUACAAAUUAUCUGUUGGAUAUAUUCAGGCCCUGA